Messenger RNA from Didymodactylos carnosus, 567 nucleotides. The record is from the annotation of a GenBank genome assembly. NCBI's taxonomy places the organism in Eukaryota, Metazoa, Rotifera, Eurotatoria, Philodinida, Philodinidae.
AUGCCAUCAAGGAUGUUGGAUGACGAUACAUUAACUCCUAGCAUAUGUCAAGUGAUUCGAGCACAAGAUAUGCAGCAAGAUGUUUUACAAAUAGUCAAUGGCCUAUGGCUAUUGUACAACAUUCGUGAAAUACAUUAUUGUCAAGUUCAUUCUACUUCCAACGAAUUAGCUGAAACAAUACCGAUCAGCGAGCCAGCAAUUUUACGUACCCUCUGUGGAAAAACAGUAGUAUGUAUGGACGUUCAAUUACCAGCAGCAACGUGUAUUCAACGUCGAAUCAUCUUUAAACCAAGUCUUUUUACCAACUUCCUGAAUCGGCCAACUUCCAUUAUAUCAAUUAAAAACAUGACGAAAAGAUUGCUAUCAGCAUAUAAAUUACAAGCGGCACAAUCGGCGAAAGAGAUCAUGACAGAAUUUAUACCAAAUCAGCCAAAAACAAAACGAUUCAUUCGUGAACUUGGCACAUUUAUCCAGAGCAGAUUUCAAACACCAUUGCCACCUCAACAACAACGAUUACCACCCCUACCAUCGAACCCAGAACCGCUCAAACACAUGGAACCAAACUGA